AUGAAGACUUGGCUACUACUCUCGUUGGUUCUCCCCGCAUAUGCGCUUGAGAAAACACAUGGCGUCCAUCCCGCACUAAUACCACGCUACGUGCCUACGGAGUCUGCCACCUGGCGGUGCCUCGACGGCUCCAAGGAGAUUGCAUGGAGUGCUGUCAACGACGACUACUGUGACUGCCCAGACGGCAGCGAUGAACCCGGCACCGGUGCUUGCCCCGGGACCACCUUCUACUGCGUUAACGAGGGGCAUAUAGGCGCAAAUAUAUCUUCGACGCGUGUCAACGACGGCCUCUGCGAGAAGGAGUGCUGUGAUGGCUCGGACGAACGGCCUGGCCUUUGCCCGAACAUCUGCAAGCAAAUAGGGGAAGAGUUCAGGAAGCAGCGAGACGCAGAGCUCAAGACGCGUAAAACUGGCGCGAAGAUUCGUUCUACGUACGUCGCCUUCGCUCAGAAGGAGAAGAAGAGGUUAGAGGAAGAGAUUGCUCGGAGUGAUCUGGAGAUUGCUGCGCGAGAGAAGGAGGUAGCACGUCUCAGAGAUGUUCUUGAGCGGACCGAAUCCCUUUCCGCCGCCGCGCUCGAAGAGAAGAAGAAGUCGCCCCUUUACACGUCUCUCAUCACGCACCACAACGCCCUCAAGUCCCUACAACGCGUUCAUAAGCAACAUUUAGAGCGCGAGAAGGCUCUUGGGGACAUCCUCGAUGCUCUUCGUACCGGAUACAACCCCAACUACCAAGACAUGGCCGUUCUUGAAGCCGUUCGUGGAUGGGAGUUCCUCGCUGGCCUUCCGCACAUCAACGAUGUUGGGAAAGACGUCUCUGAGGAAGGGUCUGACGAGGUCAAAGACGUCGGAGAGUCGGAGACAAAGGAGGAAGAUUUGGAGCCGGGCAUGUGGACGGAGGGACAGUUGACAUCCCAACUGGACGAGCUGCUCGAUACGGACCACGUUUCUCUUCUCAUCGAGCACGAGAGGCAUUCCGGGGCGCCGGACACUGGCGUAGUAUUCGACAUUUCCUCAUAUCUUCCAGAAUCUCUAUUGCCUCAGUAUGAGGCAUUCCGGGAGACUCUUGCCUCGUGGCUCACGACAUUCGGCCUUGUCAAGCCGUCGGGAGAUACAUCAGCAGGUCGGUCUGCGGAGAAAGCUCGUUCGGCGCUUCACGACGCCGAGCACAGCCUGAAGCUCACCAGGGACGAGAAGAAAGAGGCAGAGGAGAAUCUGGAGGACCUCUUCGACAUCAAGGGCUUCGGUGCCCAAGGAGAGUGGAAGAAGCUGGAAAGCCUGUGCCUCGAGAAAGAUACCGGAGAAUAUACCUAUGAAGUCUGCCUCUUUGACGAAGCUCGUCAAAAGCCUAACAAAGGCGGUCAGACCUUCAGCCUCGGAAAAUUCAAGUCUUGGCACCCAUCUUCAGCCGUGACCCCUGGAACUCCGGAGUACUACUCUAAGCAAGUAUACGACCAGGGCGCUAGAUGCUGGAAUGGUCCUAUGCGCAGCGUCAAGCUGUCGUUGUCUUGCGGUACAGACAACGUCCUAUUGACAGUUGCAGAGGCUGAGAAGUGCGAGUAUGAAUUUACCGCCACUACGCCAGCGCUAUGCUUGCCUGUAGAAGCCUCGGAGAUGAAGAAGGAUGAACUGUGA
Punctularia strigosozonata HHB-11173 SS5 is the source of this 1632-nucleotide messenger RNA. RefSeq lists its product as uncharacterized. Bases 1 to 1632 code for a protein of 543 amino acids. The record is from RefSeq and is a predicted model, not a curated record. Lineage: Eukaryota; Fungi; Basidiomycota; Agaricomycetes; Corticiales; Punctulariaceae. The transcript has 11 exons. Gene Ontology annotation, biological process: N-glycan processing. Gene Ontology annotation, cellular component: glucosidase II complex.